This is a messenger RNA of Acanthamoeba castellanii str. Neff, 3969 nucleotides long. Its product is annotated as helicase conserved Cterminal domain containing protein. The record is from RefSeq and is a predicted model, not a curated record. The coding region runs from base 1 to 3969 and encodes 1322 amino acids. Gene Ontology annotation, cellular component: nucleolus; intracellular anatomical structure. NCBI's taxonomy places the organism in Eukaryota, Discosea, Longamoebia, Acanthamoebidae. Gene Ontology annotation, molecular function: ATP binding; RNA binding. Gene Ontology annotation, biological process: maturation of SSU-rRNA from tricistronic rRNA transcript (SSU-rRNA, 5.8S rRNA, LSU-rRNA). The transcript is spliced from 24 exons.
AUGCUGAAGAAGAGGGUUAAGAAGGGCGGGCGGGGCCGUCAAGAAGCCGCGAAGAAGGCUCAUGCCCCGUCUCCGUCGGGAGGCACCAUCACCGAUGAACUGCGCUCGCAGCUCAUUGCAAACAACAGCAACGCCUAUGCGGAUCAGACUGGCGCAGAGGGGGAAGAAAGCAACGUACUCAUCGUAGGGGCCAAGAAGAAGAAGGAAAAGACCACAGCAGAGCCCGAGGAAAAGAAGCCCAAGCUCACGGCCAAGCAGAAGCGGCGCCUGGCCAAGCUCCAGGAGAAGGACCAAAAGAAGAAACAGCGUAUCGACCUGUUCCAAUCGCUCUCGAACACCAUGCUCACGCCCGAUCAGAUGAAGCUGCUGCAUCCCAGUAGCGACAUUGGCAAGAAAGAGACGAAGAAGGACAAGCUUAGCCGCGCGUUCAGGGAGCAGAAGACCCUCGGUUACACCCUCACCAACGACGUUCAGUUGGAGCAGCCCGUUACCAAGCGAAAGCGCGAAGAGGAGGAGGACGACAGCAGCGAAGGCGAGCUGCAGUACGACGACAACUUCGAGAUCCCCUUCAAGUUCCCCUCGUUCGUUCCUCCCGCGACCUCGGCCAGCACAGCCGCUUCGUCGUCGUCGUCGUCUACGUCAACGUCGACCUCGACCUCGUCCAUCUCCACGAUGGUCGCCAGCUCGGCCUCCACGCUGCGCUUCGACUUCUCUGGACUCUCCUCGUUCGGCAAGCCCAAGCCUGCAGCGGCUUCGACCCCUGCUCCAGCCGCGGCAGCGCCUGCCACCCCGGUCAAGCCGGUUGUCGCCCCCACCACGACCACUACUGCCUCGUCUCCAGCAGCUGCUUCGUCUGCCAAUUCCACACCCAGUUCGGAGUCAAAGAGGGCCAGGAAGCGAAGGAAGCAGGAAAAGAAGAAAGAGAAGAAGAAGGAACAAACGGCUGCCGUGGCCGCGCAGGAUGAACCCGAGCCGACCCCUGAGGAGCCCAGGUCCGCUGUUGCGGCGCCGCCCGCUGCGCCAGCUGCUUCCACUGAGCCCGCGGCACCGGCCAAGGCGAGUAAGCCGGCGUUCUUCGUGCCUGUGUCGAGGUUGCCCGAGGUGGAGAAGCAGCGCAAGGAGCUCCCCAUCUACAUGGAGGAGCAGCGGAUCAUGGAAGGCAUCAAGGAAAACGACGUCGUAGUCAUUUGUGGUGAGACGGGAUCUGGUAAGACCACGCAGGUGCCCCAAUUCCUCUACGAGGCCGGCUACGGCUGCCCCGGGUCAGCCAACCCUGGCAUGGUGGCGGUCACUCAGCCGCGUCGUGUGGCUGCGGUCAGUAUGGCCCAACGCGUGUCGCACGAAAUCAACGCCGAGUCCAAGUCCCUCGUCUCUUAUCAGAUUCGAUACGAUUCCACGGUGAGCAACGACACUCGCAUCAAGUUCAUGACCGACGGUAUCCUGCUCAAGGAGAUUCAGGGCGACUUCCUCAUGAAGCGGUACUCGGUCAUCAUCAUCGAUGAGGCCCACGAGCGCAACCUCAACACCGACAUUCUCAUCGGCCUCCUCUCGCGCAUUGUGCCCCUGCGCGCCCAACUCGCCCGCGAGCACAAGCUCAAGCUCAAGCAGAACCCCUCGGCCAUUGCCCCGCAGGACCUCAUCAGGCCGCUCAAGCUGUGCUUUGCAUUGCUGUGGCUGAACGCGUCGGCCGGCCGGCUUCAGGUGAUCAUGUCCGCGACGCUGCGCGUGAGCGAUUUUGUCGAUAAUGCGAAGCUGUUCCCCACGCCGCCGCCCGUGAUCAGCGUCGACGCGCGUCAGUUCCCCGUCACGGUCCACUUCAACCGACGCACCGUGCUGGGCGACUACAUCGGCGAGGCCUACAAGAAGGUCUGCAAGAUCCACCAGAAGCUGCCCCAAGGAGGCGUGCUGGUGUUCCUUACGGGUCAGCAGGAGAUCGAGGUGCUGUGCCGCAAGCUGCGCACGGCCUUCCCGCCCCACAUGGAGCGGAGGAAGAAGACCACCUCGAUCCUCGUCGACGAAGAGCCCAAAGAAGCGGAAAAGGGCAAGGAAAAAGAAAAGAAGACGAAGACGAAGAGCGAAGGCGACAAGAAGGCCGACGCUGAGGACUCCGGGGAGGAGGACAUGGAAGUCGAAAAGAACGAAGACGGAGAGAAAACGAAAACUGAAAACGAGCAGAAGGAGGGAGAGGCUGGAGAGGAGGAGGAUGACGACGAGGAGGAGCAGGACACGAUCGGCCCGCUCUGGGUCCUUCCGCUCUACUCCGCACUGCCGACCAAGCAGCAGCUGCAAGUGUUCGAACCGCCGCCUGCGGGCUAUCGCCUGGUGGUGGUGGCCACCAACGUGGCUGAGACCUCGCUCACCAUCCCCGGUAUCAAGUACGUGGUAGAUUCCGGCAGGGCCAAGGAGAGGGUGUACGAGCGAGCGUCGGGCAUGUCAUCGUACGUGGUUCAAUGGGAGUCGCAGGCCUCCGCCAACCAGAGGGCGGGUCGUGCCGGUCGUACGGGUCCGGGUCAUUGCUACCGGCUCUUCUCGUCGGCCGUCUUCAACGACCAGUUCGCGCAGUUCUCGCACCCCGAGAUCAGUCGAAUCCCCAUCGAAGGUGUGGUGCUGCAGAUGAAGAGCAUGGGCAUCGACAAAGUCGUUUCGUUCCCCUUCCCCACGCCCCCGGAUAUGAUCGGAUUGAAGGAAGCCCACAGGACGCUGUCGUACUUGGGCGCGCUCGACAAAGACAAUCGGCUCACCCCACUGGGCCGUUCGCUUGCCACCUUCCCGGUUGCUCCUCGCUACGCUAAAAUGCUGGUGCUCGGGCAUCAGGGUGGGUGUCUGCCCUACGUGAUUGCGCUCGUGGCGGCCCUCUCGGUGGACGAUCCACUCCUGCGGCAGUCGCUGCACGAGGAACGCGAUGAAGAGGGCGAAGAGGAGAAGACGAAGGCGGAGCUUCAGAUGGAGGAGCAGGAGCGAGAGCAGCGAACGAAGCGGCGCGCGGCCAUCAUCUCCGUGCACAACAUCUGGGCGCACCCGGCCAGCGAUUUGCUGGUCAUCCUCCGGGCCAUCGGCGCUUACGAAUACGGCGGCGCCACCGACAAGUUCUGCGAGAAGCACUUCCUCAACGCCAAGAUCAUGAAGGAGAUCCAUCAGCUGCGGGAGCAGUUGACGUACCUGGUCAACACGGUCUACCCGCAGGACGAGCCCAUCGGCAUGGACCCCAACCUGCAGCCGCCCAGCCCCGAGCAGGAGCUGCUGCUGCGCCAGGUGAUCACCGCGGGCCUGGUCGACCAGGUGGCCCGGCUGCACACCGAUCGAAGCGAGAUGGGUUACAUCAAUGAGGCCAAGGCCCAGAAGCAUUUCCAGUACAUGACGGUCAAGACCAACGAGGUGGUGUACGUGCACCCGUCGUCGUUCCUGUUCGGCCAGCACGAGGAGUACGUCGUGUAUCGAGAGCUCGUACAGACCAAGAAGACCUACAUGAAGGGCGUCACGGCCAUUCACCCGUCGUGGCUGUGCUCGCUUGGCACCGCGCUCUGCCAACUCUCCAAACCGCUCGAGACCCCUCCCCCUCGAUACGAUGCCGAGGCGGACACCAUUCGAUGCUUCGUGUCGCCCACAUACGGCCCCAACGCCUGGACACUGCCCGUGCAGGAGGCUGACAUGGAGGACGGAGUGGACCGGUACAAGUACUUCAUGCGCUUCCUUCUCGAGGGGAAGAUCAUUCCCUCACUCAAGGCCCUGCGCGAGAACUUGUCUGGCCGGCCUUCGUUGAUCACGGCGCCAACCACCACGCAGCACAAGAUCCUGGCGUUCCUACAAACGCUCAGCUCCAACAAGGUCUACAACAAGAAGACCCUCAUGGCCAAGCUCAAAACGCAACCCAAGUUCUUGCUGGCGGAGAUGAAGCUGUGGGUCAACCUGCAAACGCACGAGCUGCUCGAACAGCUGUGGAGCAAACUUACCCGCGACAACCAAAAGUGA